AUGCGAGGAGCCUUCGGGAAGCCGCAGGGCACCGUGGCCCGGGUGCACAUCGGGCUGCAGACAGGAAUGCGGGGCGCCUUUGGGAAGCCGCAGGGGACCGUGGCUCGGGUGCACAUCGGGCAGGGUAUUGGGUCUGGGGUCUCUGAAUUGGGUCUGGGGUCUCUCAGGCUGCAGACCGGCAUGCGGGGCGCCUUUGGGAAGCCGCAGGGCACCGUGGCUCGGGUGCACAUCGGGCAGGUGAUCAUGUCCAUCCGCACCAAAGCCCAGAACAAGGAGCACGUGGUGGAGGCGCUGCGCAGGGCCAAGUUCAAAUUCCCGGGGAGACAGAAGAUCCACAUCUCCAAGAAAUGGGGCUUCACCAAGUUCAACGCCGACGCUUUCGAGGAGAUGGUGGCUCAGAAACGUUUGAUCCCCGACGGCUGCGGCGUCAAAUACGUCCCGUCCCGGGGACCCCUGGAGCGCUGGAGGGCUCUGCACGCCUGAAACCCCAAAAAA
Messenger RNA from Malurus melanocephalus (red-backed fairy wren), 495 nucleotides. RefSeq names its product 60S ribosomal protein L10-like. Gene Ontology annotation, molecular function: structural constituent of ribosome. The record is from RefSeq and is a predicted model, not a curated record. Lineage: Eukaryota; Metazoa; Chordata; Aves; Passeriformes; Maluridae. Gene Ontology annotation, cellular component: cytosolic large ribosomal subunit; ribosome. The coding region runs from base 1 to 483 and encodes 160 amino acids. The transcript has 4 exons. Gene Ontology annotation, biological process: ribosomal large subunit assembly; translation.